Messenger RNA from Triticum aestivum (bread wheat), 2048 nucleotides. RefSeq lists its product as uncharacterized. The record is from RefSeq and is a predicted model, not a curated record. Bases 933 to 1838 code for a protein of 301 amino acids. NCBI's taxonomy places the organism in Eukaryota, Viridiplantae, Streptophyta, Magnoliopsida, Poales, Poaceae. The transcript is spliced from 9 exons.
CCUCCCCCGGACGAGAGACCAACAAGCCCGUCCGCCGUCGCAUGGCGAUACGCGUCCCGGUCCGCCGCUCCAAGCCGAUCUGCUUCCCCGUCCGCCGCCGCAGGCCGAUCUGCUUCCCCUCCGCCGCGGCACCUCUUUCCCCGCCCACCCCCUUUACCCCCCCUCCCCGAUUUCCUCCAUGGCAACUAACGGUCAGCUCGAAACUGGCAACCGCCGGUCAGCGUUGCUAUGUGAUCGUGGAGCUCGUCGAUGGUGGAGCUAUGGCAGUUAUCUCCCCACCCCGCAUGAUAAAAAGCAGCGGCAGUGGAGCGGACGACGGCUUCGUGCCUGCCCUCGGUGCGUGGUGAAGGGGCGGUGGCGGUCGACGUGAUUCGGCUGGGUGCGCGCGACACCGCGUGUGGCGCUGCUCCGACUCGCGGUGCGUGGACCAGGCCAGACUCGCCGCAUUCCGGUCACGACGCGCAUCCAGCUCUACUGCAACUGCCGCUUUUUAUCAUCCACGGUCACCUGCGACAUUCCACAUACAGGCCAGGUCUAAACAGAGAAGUUACCUGCCACACAACAAGGAAAUCUGGUUCAAGCUCUACUGUUGUUUUAUAGGAGGAAGUUGGAGGCGGCAUUCGAAAAUCCAGCAAGUUCUUCUUCUGGGUAUGAAAAAAAAAUGACUAUAGAUUUCGUGGUCUGCCAUUGCUUUUCUAUUUCUUUGUGUUCUUAUUGUAUCGGAUGGCAUGAUUGACAUCUAUUUCAAAAAGUCCAUAUACUUCAGCAAUUGACAGAUUUUGCUAUCAUACAAGUCAAUAACAAUAGGCAUCGAUUGCAAACUUUAGAGGUACUAUGCAUGUGUGUUAGAAUUUUAUUGAUUUGUAUCUAUCCUUAUUGCCACUCUAUUGCUUCCAAAUUUAAAUGUGACAUAUUUUGUUAAACUGUAUUAGAUGGCGCCAAUUAAUCUUAGACGUCAGCGAACAUUUGCAAACUUCACAAAAAACCCAGUUGAGCCUAGAUUCAUAGACUUCGACGACAUCGAAUAUUCUGAUACAUUCAGAACUUGUAGCAUCUGCGUGAGGGUAGAUGUCAAAUUCCCGGUUAAUCCGAGUGGUGAUAAGCUUCACUUCAUUCUUAUGGACAAAACUGGUGCCAAAAUCGAGGCUAUAGUUGCCGGAAAAGAUUUAGUGAAUAGAUUCAAUAUUACAUUGCACAUGGGUCGUAAGUACAUCAUUCAUGGUGUUACUAUGCGGCCUAACUUUGAAGAACUGGAGUGUAGAUACAUUCAACACACAUAUGAGUGUUCCUUCAACGCAAGGACAUUUGUUGAGUCUCUCUCACUUCAAUUUCCAACAUAUCCCAAGCAUUUGAUGCCGUUCCAAGAAGUUCAGAGGUGUCCAAGAAACACUUUCGUAGACAUAAUUGGCAUAGUCGUUCAUUAUGAUGGACAUGAACGCAUUGGGGGAUACCCAGGUGCUGAAAUACAUAGAGAGGUCACCUUCAUGGAUAUGUGGGGCAAACUUAUAGUUUUUGGGAUUUGGGGUGGCAACUUGAUUCAGAACUCAUAUAGGUGGUCAACAACUGAAGGCAAUAAAUCUAUUGUCCUUGCCACUAUGCUUCGUAAGGAUUGCAAAUACGGAAAUCUGGAAACUUCAAAUUACACCACCCUUGCAUUCAACCCGGAUCAUACUGCAGCACGCGCACUUGAUGAUAUUCGCCAGAAAAUAAUAGGUGGGUUGAUUGAUAUGAAGUUUGUUCAGCAAUUUAUUGAGUGGAGGUGGGCUUUCCUAGCAAGCGAGUUGUCUACAAAGGAUCCCCGACACAGGAUGUAUACAAAGAAAGCUCGGCGCAUGUAGUAGAGAUAGUAGACAUUGGUUAUGCCUAUUAUGCAUGAUUGUGUGUUUCAAUUUGUAAGUGUAGUUAUCACGUACUUGGUUUGUAUGUACUAUGUAGGUGACUGUUUCGUCAUAUUUGUUUGUGUCUAUGGUGUUUUAAGGGAUGUGCUAAUUUCACGGAUGAUUUAGUUAUUAUCUACAUUUAAAUACAAGUUUGUCCAUGUUCAUAGA